Messenger RNA from Oldenlandia corymbosa var. corymbosa, 1599 nucleotides. NCBI's taxonomy places the organism in Eukaryota, Viridiplantae, Streptophyta, Magnoliopsida, Gentianales, Rubiaceae. The record is from the annotation of a GenBank genome assembly.
AUGCCGCCUGUUGGGUCAGCAGCCAGGAUUGUGGCUUCUGUUUGUGGUAAGAGUUCUAAUUUGACACCCAAUAACUCCCAGCUUGGAUGGUUGAAGAAUGAUAUCAGUAAAAUCAACAAUGUUGAUGAUGCUUUGGCUUUCUUCAAUCACAUGGUCCGGAUGAGGCCUCUCCCUGAUGUAAUUGAUUUCAAUCAACUUGUUACGCUUGUAAUGAAGAUGAAGAGUUUUUCAGUUGCCAUUCUUAUGUACAAAAGUAUGUGCGCUGAGGGCAUCCCCAUUGAUGUGUACACCAUGAGUAUGGUUAUUAAUUGUUACUGCCGUGAAGGUCGAGUAGAUUUGGGAUUCUCUGUAUUAGGAGCACUCUUCAAGGUUGGACUCAUGCCUGGUGUCAUUAUAUUUAACACUAUACUCAAGGGACUCUUUAGGGAGCAUAGGGUGCGAGAGGCGCAAGAAUUGUUUAGUAAAAUAAUAUAUGAGAAGUUGUGUGAACCUGAUCAGGUUACAAUCGGGACAGUGAUAGAUGGGUUGUCUAAGGUUGGAAACACUAGAAAAGCUAUUGAGGUCCUCAGAGCCAUGGAAAAUGGAGAUACUAAACCUAAUACCAUCAUUUACAAUGCUAUUAUUGAUGCCCUCUGCAAAGAUAAAAUGAUGGAUCAAGCUCUUGGUCUCUUAUUUGAGAUGAUUAAGAAGGGCAUUGCACCAAGCAAAUGGCAAGAAGCCAAAAAGUUAUGGACGAAGAUGAGAUAUUUCGGGAUUGCUCCAGAUGUAGUCACUUAUAAUAUCUUCAUUGAUUCAUUUUCCAAGGGAGGGUUGAUGAAAGAUGCAAAUGCCGUAUUUGCAGUCAUGAUUAGGCGAGGUGAGACUCCUGACAUAUUGACUCACUGUUCAUUGAUGGAAGGAUACUCUUUGCAGGGCCAAAUAGUUAAGGCGAGAAGAGUUUUUGAUGCAAUGGUUGCCGUUGGAUUCGUUACUGACAUCAUUCCCUACAAUAUUUUAAUCCAUGGUUACUUUAAAGUCAGGAAGUCCGAGGAGGCCAUGCGUUUGUUCCUAAAUAUGCCAUGUAAGGGAUUACAUCCUUCAAUUGUUACUUACACCAUUCUCUUGCAGGGAUUGUUUCAAUCAGGGAGGUGUGACAUUGCAAAACAAAUUUUCAGUGAGAUGCUACUUAGCACCCUCAAACCUAAUUUUUAUACAUGGUGUGUAAUGCUUGAUGGUCUUUGUAAGAGUGGACAUGUUGACGACGCAUUGUUGUUAUUACUGAAGAUGGAAAGGGAUGGAGAAGUGCUACAUGUAGCUAUGUAUAAUAUUAUUAUUGAUGGAUUCUGUAAAAGUGGAAGCCUUGAUAGAGCACGGGAUAUGUUUAGUAGUUUAUCUCUUAAAGGAUUUGACCCUGAUGUUACAACGUAUAACACGAUGAUAGAUGGUCUAUGCAUGAAAACUUUACUAGUGGAAGCAAAAACCCUCUUUGACCAAAUGGAAGCAAAUGGUUGUUUGGCAGAUGAGAUUACCUACAAUAUAAUGCUCCGAGGAUUUCUCAAGGGAGAAAUCCGUUCCCAGAACUUGCCUAGCCUUUGCUUCAGAUCCCCUGUUCUUGCUUAG